Messenger RNA from Thamnophis sirtalis, 4504 nucleotides. RefSeq names its product bystin like (gene BYSL). Gene Ontology annotation, molecular function: snoRNA binding. Lineage: Eukaryota; Metazoa; Chordata; Lepidosauria; Squamata; Natricidae. Gene Ontology annotation, cellular component: cytoplasm; preribosome, small subunit precursor; nucleolus. Gene Ontology annotation, biological process: rRNA processing. The record is from RefSeq and is a predicted model, not a curated record.
AGAAGGAAGAGUAUUGUGAAGAGAUGACUGUAAAUCCAGAUGAUGAAAAAGCCAUUGAUAUGUUCAUGAGCAAGAACCCACCAGUGAGGCAGAUCGGGUGGCGAGAGCAGCUUCGGGAAGCUGGUGCAGUGGCGGCCACUUAUCUUGGAACACGUGGAACCAGGGCUCGCAGCAAAGUCGCAUCAGCGGGAAACCGGUGCAGCAGAGGCCGCUUAUCUUGUACCAUGUGGAGCCGGGGUUCGCAGCGAAGCCUUUUACAACUUUGCCUUGCGAGAGCACCAGCAGACGGAAGUUGAAAGGCUACAGGGAAGCAGCACACACAUCAGCUGCAGUCCAGCAUCACACCUGGAGUUCAAGCGGAACUGUGAGUACCGCGUGGCGGUCAGAGGAAUGCAAAAUGGUGGAUGCAGAUCCCGAGGAUGCAGGAGGCCCAUCUACCUCUUCCAGUGCCCUAAGUUUGGAGAAUCAACACUCCAGGCCCACUGCUUCAUCUAGGAGGACCAAAGCUGCUCAAUCAGUUGCUGACCCACUCAAUACAGAUAGCUACAUGGCAAAACUUCCAGAAAGCUUCAGAUUACUUAUAUCGCAGGCCAUUUUUGAUGGAAUAGUUAUGGGGCUAGGAGAAAAACCAACUCCAGCAGGAGAGGACAUUCAUGGGGCUCCUCAAAGUUACCAAGCUCAACCUGAGCUACAGGUGUUACAGACAUAGGUCUGCUUCUUCUCUGGCUAGCGAGGAAUCCCUUACUGGUGACAAGGCUCAGAGAGAUCUUGAUCUCUCGGAUGAUAAGGCCUUGGUUUCAGACCCCCCUGCCUUCAAAGCAGUUUUUCCCCCAGCUUUGUUCAAGACUCUCCUUCACAAGGCGAGAACCACUACCAAAUUGGGGGUAGGAACCACUACUAUUGUGGGGACCAUGGGUCACAAAGAUCUAGAUGAGGGAGUCAUUUCAGAGUCCUUGGAAGAAAAGGAGGAGAUACCAGCUCCCCAAUUAUUUCUGAACGUAGUUAAGAAACAAUGGGCACACCUGGGAGCCUUUCCCAAUCCUGGGGAGAAUGAGCGCAGAUUCUACAACAUGGAACAGGGUUUCUCCCAGACCCUCCAGUUACCAUCCAUAGAUACACCUCUGGUGGCUCUGGCCUCUUCUUCCUCUUUAGUAACAGGGGACAUUGCUGACAACCUGGAAGAGGAAGACAAAAUAGCCGAGCUGACUCUUCGUAAAAACUUUCAGUCAGCUGCUUGGGCCAUCAAGGCGGCUGCUUCGGCCUCCUUUUUCAAUCGUACCACCCUUCUAUGGCUGCGCCAACUACAGAAGCGUAUUCCCCCCCAGGAUGUUCGGCUUCAUCAGGACCUAAGUAAAUUACUGGCAGCCACUCAAUUUUCUGCAGACGCUACUCUUAAUGCUGUUAAGUAUGGGUCCAAGGCACUCUCGACCUCGGUUGUAUGCAGGAGGUUGGUAUGGCUUCGCAAUUGGCAGGCUGAUGCCAAAGCAAAAUGGAAGCUGGCAAAAUCUCCUUUCACAGGAGGUUUCUUAUUUGGCGAAUCUUUAGGCUCCGUGCUGGAUAGAAACAAGGACAAACGUAAAGUAUUGCCCACAGCAACCAGGCAGCCAGAUCAACACCCCUUGCCAUACUUUCGUAGACCCUCCUUUCGUGCCCCAGACAAUGAUUUCCAGCAACAACGGUAUUUCCAAGGUCGCUCAGACAGACAAUCAGAUAGAUCCUAUCCCCGUGAUAGACCCAGGUUUCAGCCACAGAGCAUGCAGCCCUUUCAUGGGGCAGGCAGCCAUCCCUUCCACCAGGACAAAUCACUUAGGAGCCAGUCCUCCCAUAGAUGGUCGCCUUGUACUCUUUGUGGAUCUAUGGGAGAACAUCACUUCAGACUUGUGGGUUCUCAGCACAGUGAGAUUCAGACUCCGGCUGGCGUUUCUCUCCCCUCCCCUGAACCAUUUCAGAACUUUUUCCCGUCUCCAGGAACAAGGUGAAACGGGGCCUCAUGAGGACUGCAAUCCAGCAUCUAUUGGAGAUCCAGGCCAUCAAGGUAGUUGCAGCUCAUCUGGCACUCUGCCACUUCCAGAAGUUGCUAGAAGGGUGACAUGUGCUUCUCUUGAUGGACAAUGUAGCCGCCAAGGCUCACGUCAACUGGCAAGGAGGGACCCAUUCGAAGACCCUAUGGAUAGAGACACAGAGACCUGUCACCUGGGCGGAGAAGCAUCUCCUAUUCAUCAAGGCAGAGCACAUCUCGGGAUUGGCGAAUCAUCAAGCCGAUUGGCUCAGCAGAGCCACAAUGGACCACGGCGCGUGGCAACUGCAUUCCAAGCCGUUCAGACAGAUUUGCCAGAGGUUCUGGCAUCCGGAGAUGGACCUGUUCGCGACUCAGAUGAACACUCAGCUCCCAAGAUUUUUUUUCCUGGUUUACAAGCCAGGGAGCAGAAGGGACCGACGCCCUCCGCAGCUGUUGGCUUUGGGGGCUCCUUUAUGCUUUCCCCCCCUUCCUCUGAUCCCAGGGGUCCUGAGAAAGAUAGAGUCAGAGAGGGCGGAAGUAAUCCUCCUAGAUCCACAUUGGCCAAGGAGGCCCUGGUUUGCGGACCUACUAAACCUUUUCAUAUCCCCUCCAUGGAGAAUUCCCCGGGAGAAGAUCUCCCUGUGCCAGGGGGUCCUGGUCCAUCCGGAGCCUCAAUGGUUCCAGUUGACCUUCUGGCACAUGAGAGGGUUCUCCUGAGGAACGCCAACUUCUCCUCCAGGGUUGUCAAGACAAUAGAGGCAUCCAGAUCCACUAUGAGGCUCUACAAUGCCACGUGGACUACCUUUGUUAGGUGGUGUCAGGUGGCUCACAUUGAACCAACGGCCUCUAUCCCGCAAAUUCUUGACUUCCUCCAGGACGGCCUAGAUAGGGGCCUCUCCCACAACACCAUCCGCAGGCAGGUGGCAGAACUGUCCACUGUGUUUUUGGAGGAGGGACGUCAGCCACUGGCUCAGCACCCAUUUAUUAAAAGCUUCAUAAAGGGCGCGGCCAAUCUCUGACCCUCAGCAAUCCAUAGAUUUUCCACUUCAGAUCUGGCCAACGGUUCUUCAGGCUCUAACUAGGGAGCCUUUCGAACCCUUGAGAAGUGUUAGCCUUCAGUUCCCAACGUUUAAGGUUGUGCUGUUAGUUGCCAUAACAUUGGCUAGACGCAUUUCUGAGUUAGGAGCCCUUUCAAUCAGGGCAGACCUUUGCAUUUUUCACCCAAGAACAGUGAUCCUCCGACUUGACCCUUCCUUCAUUCCGAAGGUCAACACUCCCUUCCACAGCAUUCAGGAGAUCAUUCUUCCUGACUUCUGCCCUGACCCUUCCCAUGAUAGGAAACAGAGGUGGCAUAGGCUAGACGUCAGGAGGGCUCUCCAUAUCUAUAUAAAAUGAACAGCUAGCAGGAGAACGGAGGCUCUCUUUGUUUCCUUCCAGGUAGCAACGUUGGGAGCAAGGAUCACCCCGUCCACAAUAGGUUGCUGGCUGAGGGCUUCCAUUGCACGGGCCUAUGAGGCUCGGUUUCACGGUACCUAGUGGAAUUAUGGCACACUCAACCAGUAGCACCGUGACUUCAGUGGCAUGGGCCACCCAAGCCCCUAUUGAGGACAUCUGCAGGGCAACCACUUGGGCUUCCUCUUUAUAAAGCAUUAUAGGCUUGAUGCGUUCACACUUUCUGAGGCAUCUUUCAACUGAAGGGUGCUUCAACAGGUGCUCACUGCAUCGGGAACUCCUGACCAGUAAGUUCCCCACCCUUAGGACACCAGCUUUGGUACAUGCCAUUCCUGGACCCUCCUGCAACAUACACUGGAGAAGUAACAUUGGUCCUACCUGACACAUUGCUUCUAAGUGGGUUGCAGGAGGGUCCAGGCCCCUCCCUAGGCUAUAGGUCUGUAGUUAGGCCUGUUACGGGGAAGUUUGGGUUUUUUUCUUUUUACAGAUCACUCUAUACAGCUGCAACAUUGUUGAAACUGGAGCCAAGGAGAGAGAAUGUCAGAGAGUCGUGGCUGCAAUUAUGACUCAGUUUCUGGGCAGAUUAGGAAUGAUAAUCCCAUUCCUGGACCCCCCUGAAACCCACUGAAAAGCAACACCUUAGGUAGGACCAAUGUUACUUUUCUUCCCACAGCAGCCAUUGUAUGCACCCUAAAUCUACUCUAAAGAAGGCUUUGUUGUCAUGGGAGAACAAAAGAGGAAUAAUAUAGAUAAUAUAAAUAUAGAAAAUAAGCUUGUAUUUUUCAAAUGGACAGGAGUAUUAAGUGAUAAUAUAAAAGAUGCCGCCACUUUCAAGUUGCUUGUUUUUAACCACAAUCUUCUGAACUGAACAAUCCUAGACAAGUGAUGGUGAAGGACUACCUAAGAAACUUUAUUCUGAUCUAUUACAAGUCAGAUUAAGAAUCACCUUUAAUGCUGUUUCUCCUACUUAAUUAGCUAAUAAGGGGAUGAAUAAGUUAUCUGCUCCAUUACCCUUCAUUUGGCACCUAUUAGGCGCACCUUAGCAGACAUUAU